This is a messenger RNA of Culicoides brevitarsis, 2008 nucleotides long. RefSeq names its product histidine decarboxylase (gene Hdc). The transcript is spliced from 8 exons. Gene Ontology annotation, cellular component: cytoplasm. Gene Ontology annotation, molecular function: histidine decarboxylase activity; pyridoxal phosphate binding. NCBI's taxonomy places the organism in Eukaryota, Metazoa, Arthropoda, Insecta, Diptera, Ceratopogonidae. Bases 108 to 1892 code for a protein of 594 amino acids. Gene Ontology annotation, biological process: histamine biosynthetic process; L-histidine catabolic process. The record is from RefSeq and is a predicted model, not a curated record.
AAAUUCUUAUUUUUGGAUGAAAUUUUCAACUUAAAAAACUUUGAAAGUUAUUAUUUGAAAGAUAUUUUAGUUAAAAAAUAUUUAAAAAUAAAUAUUUUUUUGCAAAAAUGGAUAUCGAAGAAUAUCGGAGAAGAGGCAAGGAAAUGGUCGACUACAUCGCGGAUUACUUGGAAAACAUCCGUGAACGUCGCGUUUUUCCGAAUGUCAAGCCAGGUUACAUGCGAAAUUUGGUGCCGAACGAAGCGCCCGUCGACGGUGAGAGUUGGGAAAGUAUUUCCGAGGAUAUUGAACGUGUCAUCAUGCCUGGGCUGACUCAUUGGCAAAGUCCCCAUAUGCACGCGUAUUUUCCCGCUCUGAAUUCUUUUCCAUCAUUACUUGGGGACAUGUUAGCGGAUGCGGUAAAUUGCAUCGGAUUCACUUGGGCAUCGUCACCGGCAUGCACGGAACUCGAAACUAUCGUCAUGAAUUGGCUGGGCAAGAUGAUCGGGCUGCCGGAUGAGUUUUUGCACCUGUCGAAGGAAAGUAAGGGCGGCGGCGUGAUCCAAACGACAGCAAGUGAGAGUACGUUGGUGUGUUUGUUGGCAGGCCGAACGCAAGGCAUCAAGCGAUAUCACGAAAAGUCACCGGGCCUGCAAGAUUCCGAAGUAAAUGCGAAACUGGUGGCUUAUUGUUCGGAUCAGGCGCAUUCGAGUGUCGAAAAAGCAGCACUUAUUGGGCUGGUACGGAUGCGAUAUAUCGAAGCGGAUGAGAAUUUGUCGUUACGGGGAGAGCCAUUACGUCAGGCAAUCAUCGAGGAUAUCGCACAAGGGCUCGUACCGUUCUGGGUUUGUGCCACUCUCGGCACAACAGGCGCUUGUUCUUUCGACAAUUUACGUGAAAUUGGCGAAAUUUGUCAGGAAUUCAAGCUUUGGUUGCAUGUUGAUGCGGCUUAUGCUGGUUCAGCUUUCAUUUGUCCCGAAUUCCGAACGUGGUUAGAUGGCAUCACGUUAGCUGAUUCGAUCGCUUUUAAUCCAUCCAAGUGGUUAAUGGUCCAUUUUGACUGCACCGCCAUGUGGGUAAAGAACAGCUCGGCGCUCCAUCGAACUUUUAAUGUCGAACCGUUGUAUUUGAAACACGAAAAUUCGGGAUUGGCAAUCGAUUAUAUGCAUUGGCAAAUUCCACUCAGUAAGCGUUUUCGUGCGUUAAAAUUGUGGUUCGUCAUUCGCAAUUACGGCAUAAAAGGGUUACAAAAGCACAUCCGUGAAGGUGUUCGUCUUGCGCAGAAAUUAGAGGCACUUAUUUUGGCGGAUUGUCGAUUUGAGGUUCCCGCAGCACGACAUUUGGGAAUGGUCGUUUUCCGCAUCAAAGGUGAAAAUGAAUUAACGGAAAAAUUGUUAAAACGUCUGAAUCAUCGCGGAAACAUGCAUGCGGUACCGGCUUCGUUGAAGGGCAAAUACGUCAUAAGAUUCACAGUAACUUCGACUAGAACUUCCAACGAAGAUAUUUUAAAAGAUUGGAACGAAAUUCGAUUUGUAACUACUGAACUGUUGACUGAACUUGGCAUCAAAGUCGGAGAACGAGCAAAAGUUUCACUAAAAGACACUCGUGAGAAAAACGAAGCAUUCGGGUCGUCGUUGCUGCUUGCCAACUCACCAAUGUCUCCGAAAAUUGUGAAUGGCUCGUUCGCAGCUAUUUUCGACACCGACGAGUUUCUCGCCAAAGCAUAUGCUGGCAUCAGAAUUUCUAACCAGGAUUCGCCAGCUAUGAGACGAAGAGUUCGCGGCAUAUUGAUGUCCGGCAAGCAGUUUUCGCUCGACUCGAGAAUGGAUUUAGUGGUGCACAAUGCAAAAGAUAUUAACAAUGGCGCCAUAAACGAAGACAUCGAGGAAGGUACGACGAAGGGAAGCUUGUGAGACAUCACCGAGUCCCCCAGCGGACAACAACGACCGAAAACGGAUGUUACACGAACUGGUUCCCAUCCAUGAUGAAGCCCCAAUACCCAUGAAACGCGUUAUUUCACCUUUACCUC